GUAAGGCUCAGAUAUCUAGCCAAAAGUUGGCGUAAAAUGUUUUACAAGAUAUUAAAGAGUCUGUUAUGCAAUAGCUGAAAAAUAUACAUAGUAAAUUCGAAAGGCAGCUUUUGUGUAGAAUUAAUAAAUUAAUUGUGGAUCAAUUUCUUUCUUUUAAAAACUUUUCUAAAUUUAUGACGACUUACUACAACUAACUCUUUCGUAAUAUCAUUAUUCAAAAAACUUAAUUAGGUUAAUAAGUACAAUUUGUAACAAAUUGGUUAAUUUUUGCAAUAAAAAAUAUUACAACAAGAAAUAGAAAAGAUGGUGAAUUGUAGAUCUAUCUUUGUGAUUUUAUUUCUGUAGUUUUGUCUAGUUUAGUUUGGUUGAGACAGAACCCAAGAAAUAUAAUGUAAUUUUUUCAUUGUUAAUUAUAGCUAAUUUGGACAAUAUUUCUUAGUAAAAAACCAAUUAAAAGAUUUUUAGUGCACCAAACCGCUUAAUAAUGCCCAGUAACCUAGCUAUUUAUGAAGCAUGUUUUAUCAAAGUCAUAAGUAUAGUUUAAUAAAUUUUACUGAUUUCAAAUAUAGAUAUAAAAGAUAUAACUCGAAAAAAUGACACGGAUUAAUUAGUCUUUCAACCAUCCACAAUACUAUACAUUCGUACACUUUCAUUUCUUAAGAUCAAUAGAACUAGAGACUAGAAUGUGAGUCCAUCUAUUGACUUGAAUUGUAGUGAAUCAACUUAAAAUUUUAAACACUGUUAAAUUUGUCUGAGAUACUUGUAAGUGUGUUUUGAUCCACUAUAGAAUACUACAUUCGUUAAAAUAUAAGAAAUAAACAGUUUUCAUCAUUUCUAUGAUCAACUUGUCAAGGUAAUGGCACUGUUUCUAUAAUAAAACUAAAACUUGGUUGUACUUACGAUAAAAACUUUCAAUUUCUUAAAAAUAAUUUUAUACAACUUUUACUUCAAACUAAAUGAGUAAGGUGGAAAUGUAAGUGAUCAAAUAAAACCUAAACCUAAUUUUUUUAUUUUGGCACUUACAGUGUUUUUCCUGAAAAGGCUUGAUGUUGAAAAGAAUCUUCUUCUUUGAUUAUGAUUUUUUUAACAUAACAACAAAGUAGUAUAGCUAAGCCUGGCUAUAUUAAGAGAGUUCAUUCUUAUGUAAAUAAUUAUGAGAUACCUUUCUUAUAUAUCUACAAAGAUUAUUAGUGUGGUAUUUAGGUACUUACAUGUCCUCCUAAGCCAUAACUGUAUGUGUGUCUUAACAUAGGAAUGUCAUCAAACAAUCUGAGCAUCAGCCGAGCACCAGACAGACGUGAUCCAGCUGACUGCCAUGCUUUGUCGUUUAUUAUGCAACCAUAAAGCUUAAAAGCGUAACACGUUAAUCGGACCACCUGUAAACAUUCAUAAUGAGCAUUAGAAUCAAUAACACAAUAAAAAUAACACCUUUAUAUGCAAUAUCGAGGAAAGCAAUAAAUAUAAUUCAUAUAAAGGCAAAUUUUAAAUUUUCACAAUAUCAACGAUCAUAAAAUAUUAAAUUUUGAUGAACUAAAAUUGCAGAUUGCAGUUUAUCUACUACUACAGACAAUGUUAAAAUAACAGAAUUAAUAGAUAUUAUAUUUUAACAUACAUGAGUAUAAAUAAAUAUCUUAGAUUAUGUGUGACUAUCAAAUAAUGUUAAAACAAAUUUAAAUAAUGCUAGAAAUUUUUAGUUCAAGUAGUUUAGAAGGGUACAACAGAAUUGGCACUGGUAGCUAUCUUACAACAAGGGCAACUGGCUUUAUAGUUAUUAUUUAUAUCACGGUAGUUCGACUUCCGCAUAUUUACCUUAUCUCUGCCAUUAUAGCUAUCCAAAAGUUCGCAAAUAUCUUCAAUUAAAGAAGACAUGCUACAAGAACUUCCAAAAGCAAAUGUAGUCUAAAGAAAUGCACUUUGCCUAUUGAUAACUUAUCGGACACGAUUGAUUUACGAUCAGAUUACCACGUGGUCUUAAGGACGUGCGACUGUGCAAUAUUAUAAGCGCUAACUAUAACAUUUCACCAAUCUUUACUAACUUGAAUAACUUGUAAACCUUGAAACUUUGAUUGCAAAAGGUACAAUCACCUAUCAGCUGAUAUGACAGCAUGACAAUCAGCGCUCAUUUGUCAACUUGACAUUAACAAUCACCAGCUGACGAUAAUAUUACUUGUUUUAAGUUUAAUAAAGGCAUAGUUCUCCAACUCAUAGAACUAUGUUAAAAAAUAUUUUAUUUUAAAUAAACUGAUGGUGAUAUUUUAAUGCUUUAUUUUUAUUUACCAUCUUUUUUAGAAAGAAAAAGGUACAAAGGAAAAUCACAAGAUGAUUCGCAUUCUCGAGUCAAUGAAUACGAAACACUUAUUUUUAUAUGUCUCUUUGUCAUAUAAAAUAGCGAAGUAUAUUAGCAUUACUUUUGUAAAUGAAAGCAAGAAUAAAAUGACGGUUUUUAGAAGAAAAAAUAACUCAGGCGAGGUUGGCUUUAAGGACUUUGAUUUCUUUACAUUGUCAACAAUUAUGGCGUUUGUGACGUUUUUGACAAACCACAAUAGUGUUUUUAUUUCAAACUUCCAAAUUAAUAAAUUAAGUAUGAAAAGUGUAGAUUGUAUUUUAUUUCGACAUAUUUGAUCAUUAAAAAUAAUAUUGCUGUUAUCAUGACAGUCUUUAAAAUCGAUAAUAUACCUGAGUUCUCCAAAAAAGACCGUAUAGUGGUCGUGGGUGUAAUAGGGAAAUCUCCUUACCGGUACCCAAAUAAAACUACUCCUCUUCUGCCGUCAGUAAAUACUGAUGAGAAUGGUAUUGAAUGCCACUGGGAUGAGAGACGCAGCGUUCUGUAUUUGCAUGCUGUGACAUAUUUAGACACCAAACAGCUAGCAAAGCUUGCAGAAGAUUUAGAUGAAAAUUCUAAAAGCACUGAAAAAGAUGCCGAUGCAGCACACUGGCUGGUUGCAUCAGGGGAAUUAGCUGCGGACUCCUGUCGAACAAUUGCACUUUUGUUUCAUUUGUGUCAUAUUGUGGUAUUAUCACAUCCCACUCCUGUUUUUGAUCUAGGAUACUUGCAGCUAUUUAAAGCAAUAGAUGCAUUUAGGACAGAAUUGUCAGCGCGCACGUCAGCCGCGACAUCGCCGCUAGGUGGCGCUUGGGAGAGCCACGGCCGCGCGUGUUGUCCUCGCCUCGUGUUCCACUGCAGCCGCGCGCCUGCGCCUCUCUGCCGCGCUCCCGCCGCUCUCAAGCGUCUAGAACACGCUGUUGAGGAUCAACUGUACUUCAUUCUAAGGAAAGCGCGAAUCAUUACCAAUGUAUGUGCUAAAUCGCUAUUUGCCAUACCGAAAAAUGAAGAGUUCGUGUAUAUAAACGCUGAAAACACGAGGGGCGCUCGUGACGUCGGCGCAUUAGUUCGUGGCUUGAUCGAGCGCUGCGCCCCCGCGCCCGCCCCCGGGGCCGUGCCCGCGCCCAUCGCUGGGGUCACCCCUAGCAGUGGAUCUGUCCGCGCCACGUUCAAACAGUUCUUACAAGCUCACAUCGAUUUGGCAUUCGGUGAAGGCUUCGACGACAAUGUUGGGAAGUAUGCGAUGACCACAUCAUUCUUUGAAGUGAGUUUUGAAAUUUAUUUUAAUGAAGUAUAGAUAUUAUAGUCACUUAUGUGAAAGAGCGUGUAAGCGAGAUUUUAAAAGUAUU
Molecule: messenger RNA, 3672 nt
Organism: Diatraea saccharalis (sugarcane borer)
Lineage: Eukaryota; Metazoa; Arthropoda; Insecta; Lepidoptera; Crambidae
Source: the annotation of a GenBank genome assembly